UACUGCGUUGUAAGUGAAGUAGUGAAGUGAAGUAAGACAUUUAACAGUGAAGUGAAGUGUAGUAAUUGGCGAAAUGGCGUCCUAUGGGGAUAACUUCAAUGACACUGUGGUGCGAGCGUAUGGGGAAGAGUUCCCGCUCCUAAUGCCAAGAUGGGGUUACGUCGUGUCAGCGUUUAUCUUAUUUCUUAUUGGAUUUUUUGGAUUCUUUCUGAAUUUGAUGGUGAUUCUUCUGAUGUUUAAAGAUCGACAGUUAUGGACACCGCUGAAUAUUAUACUUUUCAACCUCGUAUGCUCGGAUUUCUCAGUAUCUGUGCUCGGCAAUCCACUAACACUCAUCUCUGCGCUAUUCCAUCGGUGGGUUUUUGGGCACACCAUGUGUGUAUUAUACGGAUUCUUCAUGGCUUUACUUGGUAUAACAUCAAUCACGACGCUAACGGUCAUAUCUUUCGAGAGGUAUUUGAUGGUGACCAGACCUCUCAGCUCGAGGCACCUGACUUCCAAGGGAGCUGCGCUAUCAGUAGUCUUCAUCUGGACUUACUCCUUAGCGCUCACCACACCACCCCUGAUGGGAUGGGGAAACUACGUAAAUGAAGCGGCGAAUAUAAGUUGCUCAGUGAAUUGGCAUGAGCAGUCUAAUAACACGCUGACCUAUAUUCUGUUCCUGUUUGCGAUGGGACAAAUCGUGCCGCUGACUGUGAUCACCUUCAGCUAUGUUAACAUCAUCAGGACUAUGAAGCGAAAUUCCCAGCGUCUUGGUCGAGUGAGUCGGGCAGAAGCAAGAGCGACCGCAAUGGUCUUCAUCAUGAUCAUAUCCUUUACAGUCGCCUGGACACCCUAUUCACUUUUCGCAUUAAUGGAACAAUUUGCUACUGAAGGCAUAGUGUCACCAGGCGCAGGAGUUAUACCAGCAUUGGUAGCAAAGAGUUCCAUUUGCUACGAUCCUUUAAUUUACGUUGGCAUGAAUACUCAGUUCCGGCAAUCUAUCAAACGGAUAUUCGGAAUUCACACGAAAAGAACAAACUCACAAACGGAUAAAUGUUAUAAUAACACAAUGCUGUCACCUGCCCACAAGCAAUCAGCGUACAACGAAAUCACUGUCCGUUACAACUCUUCAGAAACUAUCAUAACCAGCACUCCAAAGAGGCCGAAAGAAAUAAAUACAAACGAGGAUUGCGAAAAUCAUUCAGUUUCAAUGACUUUGAAUGAUGUCAAUCGACCAGUUGGAAGACCUUGCGAACUGUGUACUAUCCAAGAGAACAAAACCGUGUCUGAUGCUGAGAGGUCCGGCGAUACGGUUUGCGACGAAGAAAGUUGCAAUAGCAAUAAAAAUUUGGAAUUUGUUUUCGGGCAAUCGUGUAAAAUUUUCAAGCAACCAUCCCCUGUACUCACGAUUGUCAACACUGAACGUCUCGUAUUCAGCAGAGUACCAAAAGACAUGGCCCAAGAGGCUGUAGACUGUGUGUAUGGCAACAAAAUCGACGACGAACAUAAGAUCGAUAUGACGCAACCAAAAACAAAUGCUGAAAGUACCGUUAAUGAUAACGUUUUAAAACGACCAAUCAAACACAGCUUUUCAUUGGAUCUCGGUGGGGUGUCUCAGGAAGGUAGACGAAGAAAAUUUUCCAUAGAAACAAAACUCGAUACAUUCAAUCCGCCGAAAAUCUUUUCAAAAGACGGAGUUGUUAGUAAGCUUUUCGAUUCAGAAACAAAACAAAGACACGACAGCAUAACAAGUUAUUUAUGUGAUGACGAAACGAGUGACAAUGAAGACGAUCUGUAAAGGAAUUUGAUAAUUGAACAAAUAAUAGUCACGACGGAUAAUGUCAGAAAAUGGCGUAAAUAACUUUUGGUGGUUAGGACAUUUGGAGUUGCGCUCUGCGAUAAGAUGAAAUACUCGUAACAUUAUAAAAUUGAAGGCUAUCGUCAAGGAUCUGUGAUAAAGAUAUUAGU
Nymphalis io (European peacock) is the source of this 1950-nucleotide messenger RNA. Its product is annotated as parapinopsin-like. Gene Ontology annotation, biological process: G protein-coupled receptor signaling pathway. The coding region runs from base 74 to 1780 and encodes 568 amino acids. The record is from RefSeq and is a predicted model, not a curated record. The transcript has 7 exons. Lineage: Eukaryota; Metazoa; Arthropoda; Insecta; Lepidoptera; Nymphalidae. Gene Ontology annotation, cellular component: photoreceptor outer segment; membrane. Gene Ontology annotation, molecular function: G protein-coupled receptor activity.